AGCCAGCCAGCACGUGCAGCCGCCCAGGGGAGGAGGAGGCUGGGCUAACGCAGCCCUUAGUCAGCAGCUGGGCUCGCUUUUGAAACAAAAGCCAAUGUCCUCCCUCGGAGUCCGCGGCCGGUCAGUUCCUAGGGGGAAGAAAGCCAUGCUGCCCAGCCGGUAAGUCCAGCUGUGAGCGGGGUGUUCUGUUCUUCACUUCCAGCAAGCCAGAGUUUUAUAAAUGGACACUGACAUGGACUACGAAAGACCCAACGUUGAAACCAUCAAGUGUGUGGUUGUGGGCGACAACGCAGUGGGGAAGACGCGUCUGAUCUGUGCCAGAGCAUGCAACACCACGCUGACGCAAUACCAGCUUCUGGCCACCCACGUACCAACUGUGUGGGCAAUUGACCAAUACCGUGUCUGCCAGGAGGUCUUAGAGCGAUCCCGGGAUGUUGUUGAUGAAGUAAGCGUUUCUCUCAGACUUUGGGAUACUUUUGGUGAUCAUCACAAAGACAGGCGUUUUGCAUAUGGCAGGUCUGAUGUUGUGGUCCUCUGUUUUUCAAUCGCUAAUCCCAAUUCCCUAAAUCAUGUGAAAACCAUGUGGUAUCAAGAAAUCAAGCACUUUUGCCCCCGCACACCUGUUGUCCUAGUUGGCUGCCAGCUUGAUCUCCGCUACGCCGAUCUGGAGGCUGUUAACCGAGCCAGACGCCCAUUAGCAAGGCCCAUUAAAAGAGGGGAUAUUUUGCCCCCAGAAAAAGGCCGAGAGGUUGCAAAGGAGCUUGGCAUACCGUACUAUGAGACAAGUGUGUUUGACCAGUUUGGAAUCAAGGAUGUGUUUGACAAUGCAAUCCGCGCAGCGCUGAUUUCCCGCCGGCACCUGCAGUUCUGGAAGUCCCACUUAAAGAAAGUCCAGAAACCUUUGCUACAGGCCCCCUUCCUACCUCCAAAAGCCCCUCCACCUGUCAUCAAAAUUCCAGAGUGUCCUUGCACAGGGACGAAUGAAGCUGCCUGUUUACUGGACAAUCCUCUUUGUGCCGAUGUCCUGUUCAUCCUUCAGGACCAGGAGCACAUCUUUGCACAUCGAAUUUACCUUGCUACCUCUUCUUCCAAAUUUUAUGAUCUUUUUUUAAUGGAAUGUGAAGAAUCCCCAAAUUGGAGUGAGGGAGUUUGUGAGGAGAUGCAGAGUAGGGAAUUCCAGGAGCGGACGCUGAGUCUUGACCCAGAUGAGGAAGGGGAGAGAGGCCCCCUAAGGACACCUCAGGCAGAUGAGGGGACAUCUUCAAGCAAAGACAUGUCAGAAAGUCUGGGGCUGGAGGUCGAGGGCGCAGCUCCUGAAAUGCAGAGCUUGUCAGGCUGGAGUAAGGGGUUCAUUGACAUGCACAAGGAAAUGCAAGUCAAUCCCAUUUCCAAGCGGGUGGGCCCCUUGAUGGUGGUAAGGAUGGACUCAUCUGUACAGCCAGGCCCUUUCCGGACCCUGCUCCAGUUUCUUUAUACAGGACAACUGGAUGAAAAGGAAAAGGAUUUGGUGGGGCUGGCUCAGAUUGCAGAGGUCCUGGAGAUGUUUGAUCUGAGGAUGAUGGUAGAAAAUAUCAUGAACAAGGAAGCCUUCAUGAACCAAGAGAUUACGAAGGCCUUUCACGUCAGGAAAGCCAACCGGAUAAAAGAAUGUCUCAGCAAGGGGACAUUCUCAGAUGUGACAUUCAUGUUGGAUGACGGAGCUGUCAGUGCCCACAAGCCACUGCUGAUCUGUAGUUCUGAGUGGAUGGCCGCCAUGUUCGGGGGGUCCUUUGUGGAGAGUGCCAACAGUGAGGUAUGUCUCCCAAGCAUAAACAAAAUGUCGAUGCAAGCAGUGCUGGAUUAUCUCUAUACCAAACAGUUGUCACCUAACUUGGACCUGGACCCACUGGAAUUAAUUGCCUUGGCAAACAGAUUUUGCCUGCCACACUUGGUAGCACUUGCAGAACAGCAUGCCGUUCAGGAGCUGACCAAGGCCGCAGUGAGUGGCGUGAGCAUUGAUGGGGAAGUGCUCUCUUACUUGGAACUGGCCCAGUUUCACAAUGCUAACCAGUUGGCUGCUUGGUGUUUGCAUCAUAUCUGCACCAACUACAACAGUGUUUGUUCCAAGUUUCGCAAGGAAAUCAAAUCAAAAUCUGCAGAAAACCAGGAGUACUUUGAGCGGCAUCGCUGGCCCCCAGUGUGGUACUUGAAGGAGGAAGACCACUACCAGCGUGUGAAAAGGGAGCGGGAAAAGGAAGAUAUUGCACUAAACAAACAUCACUCAAGACGCAAGUGGUGCUUCUGGAAUUCAUCUCCAGCAGUCGCCUGAAAGAAGAAGAGAGAAGACCCGUCAGUAAUUUGAUAUACCACUUUUAAAAGCACUACUGUAAAAUUAGUCUUCUUAUUAGAGAUACGGUGUAGUUCAGGUUACAGGCACUGACCUUGCUCCACUUUUGUGCAUUUAUCUUCUUUAGGAUCUAAGCACAAGCUCACCAUCGACAGCCUGGACAAAAAGGGAAGCUGAUUCUCACUGCAUUCCUUAAACUGAUACAUAUAUUUUUUUGUUAGGAGGCUUAAAAAAUUUUAGUCUGUUAUUUUGUUUCUUUUUAUACAAAGAAAAAAAAAAUUCAGCUUUCAUGUUUCAGAUUCCAAAUUGGAAACUAUUUUUAUAUGGUCUCUUGUAUUUUGUUGAAAUAAAAAUACUGUGUAUUACUUUAUUUUACAGGCCACAAAUUGACCAUGAAGUUGCCCUGUGAGUGUCUUGGCCCAUGCCAAGCAUAAUUACAUAAUUAGAGGGUUAUCCUUUUGUUGUGAAGUAAAGGGUUGGACUGAAAUCCCCCAAAGUGCAAGCUGAAAGUGCUUCAUCUUUGUUCUGCUGAAUAACAUUGGUAUAAUUACCAACCCGACUCCAAGAAUGUGUAUUUACAAUGUUUGCUGUGUAAGUGUUAGUGAUUAUAUGGUUUAUAUGUGCCAUGUAAAAUAUAGUGGUAUCAAAUACUCUGUUGUUUGAAAUAUCUACAUUCAAGAGGAUAAUCUUUAUACUCAUUAGAAGGGCUUAUUAAAUCCCAGCAUUAUCCAGGGCAAACUCACCGGGGGACCUGAAUACGUACAAUACAUUAGAACACUGGUGUUUGGAUUGCUGUAGUAGGUCUGUGUCCCUCUGUGUUCCUUGAUCUUUCCAUGCUUCUGCAUGUAGACUCUCCACUGACUUGAAUUUAAAUGAGUAAGGGACAGGGUCUCUGGACUCGUCCCACCAUCUACAGGUUGGUCUCCUCUUACCACCAGAAACGGGCUUCCUCAGGUCUCUCACCUGUGGCCAACUUCACUUUGUAUGACACAUAUUUUUAACUCUUCCCAGGGAAAAUUCAUGUCACUGCAGAAGGAGGCUAAAGCAGAUCCCCCACUCCUGUGAAAUCCAUCAGGGCCUGUGAAAGCACAAAGCUGGAGGCUGGGUCCCUGCCUCCUCCAACACAGAAAGGAAUCUGAUCUCAAGAGUCUAGGAAAUGGUGCUAUUGCGAAUUAGUACUGACCCUUUGUCCUUCUGAGUUUUCAGUGUUAAAGCAGAAAGUGUAGAGCAGGGGAGCUGAUGAGAGGCAGUCAAAUCAUUGCUUCUCUGUACAUUAAAAUGUUACAGCACACACACACACACACACACACGUACACACACACACACACACACAUACACACACGUACACACACGUACACACACACAUACACACACACACGUACACACACACACACACACACACACAUACACACACAGAGCAUUAUAAAGGGCAGAGCUCCGUACCUGCCAAUGGGAUAUUGUGUGGUGGGCACUGGGCUCAUCCUGUUGGGAGGUCAACUUACUGAUGCUAAGGGCUGUUGUUUUUAUUUUUGUUUUCUAGCUUUUCAAAAAAAAAUAGAAAAGGCACACAGUUUCAAAUGCCAUGUGCAUUUGAAAAUAUCUAUAUUACAGGUGGUCAUUUGUUCCUGGAAGUGGAAGCACACCAGAUAUAAGAGCUUAGAGAAGUCCAGAAAUGCAUCACCCUCUCAUAGAAAAGAGGGGGCAUAGAAUAGGAACAGUGACGACUGCACCCACCUCAAUUUUUUAAUAGGGUUGUAAAUCAUUAAUAGGACAAGACAGAAUGAGAGGGUAAAUGUCAAGACUCAGUGAGAAUUGGCAUGUAUCCCAUCUUAAAAUGAUAGAGGUUGAGUUUUCAAUGAGUAGUCAUAGUUGAAUUUAUACAACCAAAGCUCCCAUUUGAUUGUAAUCUUGCCAAAACGUUGUGGACAUGACAACGCACGGGGUAUAAGCAAUAAUAUCCACUUGUGUUGUUAGCAGCUACUGUAACCAAGUGGCACUCAUUUGGUCGAUGCUGAUUAUGGCCUUUAACCAUGGUGGUUUGUUUCAUGUUUUUUAUUUCACAAAAAGCCAAUAAAAUUGUUUAACUAUAAAAAAAGCCUCCAGUUUUGUUUCACAGACGCAAAUCAUAUCAUGUGAAUAAUUUAAUAGCUUUUUAAAAACUAUCAACACUUAAGCUGACUGCCAGUGGCUCAUACCUGUAAUCCUAGCUACUUGGAGGCAGAGAUCAGGAGGACUACAGUUUUAGGCCAACCCUAGGAAAUAGUUGGAGAGGCUCUAGCUCAAAAAUAUCCAACACAGUGAAAGGCUGGAAGAGUAGCUGAAGGGGUAGACUGCCUGCCUAGCAAGCAUGAGGUCCUGAAUUCAAACCCCAGU
Messenger RNA from Castor canadensis (American beaver), 4699 nucleotides. It is a transcript of the gene Rhobtb1, whose product is annotated as Rho related BTB domain containing 1. Gene Ontology annotation, molecular function: protein binding; GTPase activity; GTP binding. Lineage: Eukaryota; Metazoa; Chordata; Mammalia; Rodentia; Castoridae. The record is from RefSeq and is a predicted model, not a curated record. Gene Ontology annotation, biological process: small GTPase-mediated signal transduction.